Eublepharis macularius is the source of this 9004-nucleotide messenger RNA. RefSeq names its product insulin like growth factor 2 receptor (gene IGF2R). Gene Ontology annotation, biological process: lysosomal transport. The record is from RefSeq and is a predicted model, not a curated record. NCBI's taxonomy places the organism in Eukaryota, Metazoa, Chordata, Lepidosauria, Squamata, Eublepharidae. The transcript has 48 exons. Gene Ontology annotation, molecular function: insulin-like growth factor binding; D-mannose binding; signaling receptor activity. The coding region runs from base 94 to 7518 and encodes 2474 amino acids. Gene Ontology annotation, cellular component: trans-Golgi network; plasma membrane; late endosome.
CCGUUCUUCUCUGCCUUCCUCCUUCUUGCUCGGUCAUGUUAGCGGAGCCCUCGUAAGCUUUUGAUCCGAGAGCUCCGCCGCGUCUUGCCGACCAUGGGGCGCCUCGGCCCCUUGGAGGGUGCUGCUUGGCUCCGGUCUGGGGCUCUGCUCUGGCUGCCUCUUCUUCUCUUGCUCCGGGGGCUGCAGGGAGACGCCAGCCCCGUCGUAGCAGCCCAGAGCAGCUUCAGUUACCAGGCGCUGUGCGGGUAUACGUGGGAAGCUGUUGAUCCACAGAAAAAUGUGCACUAUGAAAUAAAUCCAUGUGGUGGUGUCACCAAGUGUGACAAAUCCAGUGCUGUUUGUGCCUAUGACAUUAAAACUAAUUACUCUUUCUCAGUAGGCAACAUCUCACUCACAAGAAAUACCAACCUGCUCUUGGAAUUCAAUACUACAAAGCCUUGUUCACAGCAAGAUACUCAGCAUCAUCUACAAAGCAGCAUCAGUUUCUAUUGUGGGAAGACUCUGGGAUCACCAGAAUUUGUGGCUUCAGCAGACUGUGUGCACUACUUUGAGUGGAAGACAUAUGUUGCCUGCAAAAAGGACUUGUUCAAACCAAAGAAAGAGGUUCCUUGCUAUGUGUAUGAUGGCUUGAAGAAACAUGAUUUGAAUCCAUUAAUUAAGACGUCUGGAGGAUACCUGGUUGACGAGUCAGAAGAUGACACAGAGCUACAUAUCAACAUCUGCAGAAACAUAGGAAAGUCUAAUGCUACCAGGAAUUGUCCAGAGGAUGCUGCAGCUUGUUUGCUGAAGGAUGGCCUUGCCUUUGACAUGGGACAGCCUAAAGAUCAACUCAAGUUUGAAAGGAACAGGCUUGUAUUGACAUAUGAGAGACAGUUUAGCAGUCGGGAAACAAAGCCAGAAUUCUGUCAUGGUCAUAAUCCAGCAGUGACCAUUUCUUUUGUGUGUCCACAGGGGAGGAGAGGAGAGGGCACAUACCCCAAACUCACUGCUGAGAGCAACUGUCGAUACGAGAUUGAAUGGGUUACAGAAUCUGCCUGUCACAGGGAUUACUUAGAGAGUAAAAAUUGUACUCUGACCAGUGAGCAACAUGAUAUCUAUGUAAAUUUAGCACCACUCACAGAAGAUCCUGGCCACGUCUCAGCUUAUCUUGCUAAAGAUGAAGAAAAGUAUUACUAUUAUCUGAAUGUAUGUGGGAGAAUAACUACAAGCAACUGUGGAAAUGAUCGUUAUAUUUCCUCUUGCCAAGUCAAACCUCACACUAACCAGUAUAAAGUGUCAGGAAGAUUUACAAAUCAAACCCUCAGGUAUGCUGAUGGGGACCUCAUUCUAACAUAUCCUGGAGGGGAUACUUGCAGCUCUGGUUUUCAACGCAUGACUGUCAUAAACUUUGAAUGCAAUCAAACAGCAGCCAAUGAUGGCAAAGGAACCCCAGAAUAUAUAGGCGAAACAGACUGCACAUAUUUCUUCACAUGGGAAACAAAAUAUGCAUGUGUUGGAGAAAAAGAAGAUCUCCCUUGCAGGAUUACAGAUAAGAAGAAACACUAUGACUUGGGACGUCUGAUCCGCCAUUCUGAGUCGGAGCAGAACUGGGAGGCUGUAGACAGUACUCCUGUAGAAGGAGAAAAACAACACUUCUUUAUAAACAUCUGUCACAAUGUACUUCGGAAAGGAGGAGCAGCAAACUGUCCAGAAGAGGCAUCCAUUUGCUCAGUUGGGAAAAACGAUGCAAAAAACCUUGGAACAUUUAUGUCACCUCCCACAAAGGUUGGAGAGACUAUUCAGCUCAUCUAUUCAGAUGGUGAUGCCUGUGGGCAAAACAAGAAAAUCGAAAGCAUGAUAUCCCUUAUAUGCAAACCAGGUGAUCUGGAAAGUGCUCCUGUUUUGAUGAACUCUGGGCAUGAUGAGUGUUUCUAUGAGUUUGAAUGGCAUACUGCUGCUGCCUGUGUCCUGUCUAAAACAAAAGGCAACAACUGCAAGGUUUCUGACUCACAAGCAGGAUUUUCCUUUGACUUAUCACCCCUGAGGACAGAUAAGGGAUAUGCAGUAAAUACAAGUGACUAUAGCUUUUAUAUCAAUGUUUGUGGCGCUUUGCCAGACAUGCUCUGUGGACAAAAUUCAGCAGCGUGCCAAGUAAAGAGAAGUGAUGAAGGUAAAUGGAGCCUGGGAGUUCCCAGUUCUGAGCUGUCCUACUAUGAUGGAAUGAUUCAGUUGGACUACAAAAAUGGCACAAUCUACAAUAAUGAGGAUCACACUCAUCGGUCUACCCAUAUAACUUUCUUGUGUGAUCAUGAGGCAGGCAUAGGUCAGCCUGAGUAUCAGGUGGAAGACAAUUUCACAUACAACUUCAAGUGGUACACUAGCUAUGCUUGUCCAGAGAUACCCAUAGAAUGUGUUGUAACAGAUCCACAAACCAUGGAGCAGUAUGAUCUUUCAAGUUUAUCAUUAUAUGGAGACAGAAAGGAAAACUGGUUUGCAAUGGACAACUCAGAGGAGGGUGCACGCAAAAAAUAUUACAUAAAUAUCUGCCGCCCUUUGAACCCAGUCCCAGGCUGUGAUAGACGGGCAUCAGUCUGUGAAAUGACAUACAAGAAUGAUGCUACUGGUUCCUCUGAAAACACCUCUAUCAGCAACCUUGGGAUUGCCAGCCAAGGGCCAGUUAUCGAAAGGCCUGGCAGAAUCCUCCUAAACUAUACCAAUGGAUCUCUGUGUGUUGAUGACCAGGCUGUACCUUUCACAACCCUAAUCCAUCUCAUCUGCUCCAAGGGUACUACUAAUAGCAGCCCAAGGUUCUUGAUGAUUAAACGAUGUGUUGCAACAUUUCUGUGGGAAACAGAAGCUGCUUGUCCAAUCUCUGUAACAGAAGGAGACUCUCAGAGUUGUUCGGUAAAAGAUCCCAACAGUGGCUAUGAGUUUAACUUGGAAUCACUAGCAUCAGAAAAUGGAUAUCUAACAAUGGGCAUUGGGAAGGCAUACUUGUUAAAUAUUUGUGGACCUGCAAAAGACUGUGGGAUGAUUAGUGGUGGUCCGGCCGCUGGGUGUGAAACGCACGAUCUGAAACGCAUUCGUUUGGUGGAACUGAACAAAACGCUUCAGCUCUCGACAGAAGGAUAUCUGACACUUAAGUACACUGGAUCUGCUGAUAGUUUUACUGUGACCUUCAUCUGCAAUGAUUCCUACCCUGGAGAACUCAAAUUUGUGCAUGAAGAAAAAAAUUCUGCACAAAGCUUUGAUACCUACUUUGAGUUUCAUACAGCCUUAGCCUGCCUGCCUGCCCCAGUAGACUGUCAGACUACUGAUUCUGCUGGCAAUGAAUAUGACCUUAGUGACUUGAGCAAAGACAGUGAGCCGUGGGUUGCUUUGGAUACUUCAAAAGAUGCAAAAAGAAGAACUUUCUAUUUGAACAUUUGUAAACCUCUUCCCUACAUACAUGGGUGCCCCAGUGGUACAAUAGGAGCUUGUAUGAAGAAUGCAGACAAAGGUCAAAGCCUUGGUGUGAUUCAGAUAAGUCCUCAAGCAGCCUUAGAUGGGUCCCUUAGUAUUGUAUACUUGAAUGGGGAUAAAUGCAAAGGUAACCGGCGGUACUCAACACGAAUCAUCUUCCAGUGUGAUCAGUCUAUGGGAUCACCAGUCUUCCAACAUGAAGAGGAUUGCGAGUUUGUGUUUCUCUGGCAGCAUGUGGCAGCAUGUCCCGUGCGUAGAGCAGAAGGUGAGAAUUGUCAAGUGAAAGAUCCUAGGUACGGUUAUGUGUAUGACCUGACACCACUUUCUGGAAAGGAAAUGAAAGUAACCACUGAUGAAUAUGAUUACUACUUCAGCGUCUGCCGGGGACUGAGAACAAUGAAGUGCAAAGAUCCACCCCCAAAAACUGAUGUAGUAUCAUCAUGUCAAAUAAAGAAGCAAAAGACAUCUCUUACAAAAAUAGCAGGAUUGUAUACCACAAAGCUGACUUAUGAAAAUAGAUUGAUCAAAAUUAAUUACACUGGAGGAGAGACGUGCCACAAAAUAUAUCAGCGGUCAACAGCUAUAUUUUUUUAUUGCGAUCCUCAUGAAGGUUUGGAGCCUGUAUUUUUGAAGGAAACUGAAGAUUGUACUUAUAUGUUUGAGUGGCACACCCCCUUUGCCUGCCCACCCUACAAAUCCAUAGACUGCUCCUAUAAAGAUAGUGAUGGCAACUCAUAUGAUCUCUCUUCUCUUACACGGUAUAAAGAAAACUGGGAAGUAAUUUCAGAUGCUGGCUCUUCACAGAAAUACUACAUUAACAUCUGUAAAUCUUUAGUGCCAUAUCCAAGUGCAGGCUUCUGUCCACCAGAUACUGCAGUCUGCCUAAAGAAUGGAUCCCAAUAUGUCAACUUAGGUGAGGUGGCAGAAGGACUACAAAUGGAAAAAGGUAUCUUGGUUCUUAAAUACAUCAAUGGAGAAAAAUGUCCAGACCAGAUUCGUAAGAAGUCCACAAUAAUACGCUUGCUGUGUGAUGAAGACAGAAUUGACUCCAAGCCAGAACUAAUAACGGAAAUUGAGGAAUGUGAAUAUACUUUUCUGUGGCGCACUGCUUCUGCUUGUCCUCUGAAAAGCAAUGUACAGAAUAACUGCAAAGUAACAAACCCUCUUUCAGGGCACCUCUUUGACCUUAACCCUCUAAAGAGGCAGGGUGGCUAUACUGUCCAUGACUUCAGGAACCGGAGAAUAAUCCAGCUGAGUGUGUGUGACGAGACUAAAAGCUCCUGUGGUAGUGGAGUUGGGGUCUGCCUCACUGCUGGCCAGCAGCAAAUUAAUGCUGGAAGACUGAGCAAAAUGUUAACUUAUGAAAAUAAAGUGCUAAAACUUGUCUACAAAGAUGGAGAUCCCUGCCCUGCGAAUCCUGACUUGAAAUACACAAGUUAUUUCAGCUUUCUGUGCAGGAACAAUGCUGGGCUCAGUAGCCAGCCUAUCCUCGAUGCCUUUGAUGAGACAACAUGCACUCAUGACUUCUCAUGGCACACUGCUUUAGCCUGUGAAGAGGAGAAGGUGAUUGAAUGCUCUGUUGCAAACGGCAGCACAAUAAUUGAUCUUUCUCCUUUGAUUCAUCGAACGGGAUCCUAUGAGGCAUUUGAUGAAGAUGACAUGAUCAACUUUGUCCCAGACUUCUAUAUAAAUAUUUGCCAGCCUCUAAACACGAUCAAAGAUGUCAACUGUCCACCUGGAGCAGCUGUAUGCAUGGUUCCAGUGACUGGCAAUCCUGUCGAUAUUGGGCACAUCCCUGCAGUUCCCAAACUCAACUCUGCAACGAAUGAAGUUUAUAUUGCUUAUAACAGUUCCACUCCUUGUUCAGCAAAUAAUGUGCUAAACUAUUCUUCUCGCAUUGUAUUUCAUUGCAACAGAGGAACAAAUCUGGGGAAGCCAAAAAUGAUACACAAAAUUGAUUGUGAAUACCUGUUUGAAUGGAGCACUCCAGUUGUAUGCCCUGAUGAAGUGGAUGUUUUGGGCUGCUCAGUGACUGAUGAUCGGCUACACUACACGUUCAACCUAUCCAGCCUGUCCAAAGAGUCUCACAAGGUUUCUUCUGGGUCCAGGAACUAUCAUGUUGGGGUGUGUUCCCAUGCAGCUGAAGUGCCUCAAGGAAAAUGCAAAAAUGCAGCAGUAUGUUUGAUCUCCAGCAAGAGUGCUGCCUCAUUUGGUAAUGUAAAGGAAAUGAAGAUGGACUAUCGGCAUCAAGAUGAAACUAUUAUUUUGCAGUAUAAGGGAGGAGAUAGGUGCCCUCCAGUGACUGAAUUGGGUGAGCUUUGUGUCUUCCCUUUCCAGUACAAAGGCAACAGCUAUGACACAUGCAUUCAGGAAGGACAUGAGCGGCCAUGGUGUGCUACCACUGAUGAUUUCCAGAGGGACAAAAAAUGGGGAUUUUGUGGAAAUGUGACUGGGCGCAGAGAGUCGACCUUUAUUUUCAAGUGUGAUGACAGUGCUGGUAAUGGAAGGCCUCGGCUUUUAAGUGAGACCCUUGACUGUGCUGUAACAUUUGAAUGGAGAACUCAAGUUGUGUGUCCACCCAGGAAAAUGGAAUGCAAGUUCAUUCAAGAGCACAGAACCUAUGAUUUGCGAGUGCUCUCCUCUCUCACAGGAUCAUGGAUGUUUGCUGACAAGGACAGCUUCUACUACAUGAAUCUAUGUCAGAGAGUCCACGAAGGGCCCUCUGGCUGCCCCGAGCAGGCAAGUGUCUGUCGGAAGAGUCAUAGUGGGACUGUACAAGUUCUGGGCCUGGUGCACACACAGAUGCUGAAUGUGAUGGGUGAUAAAAUUCUUGUCAAUUACUCCAAUGGCCAUGAAUGUCCACACAGAAACAAGAAAGCAACAACUGUGAUAGAACUGAAAUGUGCAAAAACCGUUGGCAUGCCAGGACUGGAUAGGAUUGAUGAAGAAAAUUGUACCUAUUACAUUACAUGGGAGACUCGGGCUGCUUGUGCAGUGAAACCCCAAGAAGUAGAAAUAGAAAAUGGCAUGAUUAAAAAUCCAGCAACUGGGAAGAAUUUCAGUUUGGGUAAUAUAUAUUACAAAUUAUACACUGCCUCUGGUGAUAUCAGACCUAAUGGUGACACCUAUAUUUACGAAAUUCAGCUUUCAUCGAUCAAUGAUUCAAAGCAUCAAGAGUGCUUGGGAGCCAAUAUAUGCCAGGUUAAAACGUCAGGCACCAUGUUUAGGAAAAUUGGAUCUUCGAGCAAAACGAAAUAUUAUAUUCAAGAUGAUGAUUUGGAUGUUGUGCUGUCUUCCAACUCCAAAUGUGGUAGAGAUGAUACAAAGUUCGCGUCCUCGACUAUUUUCUUCCAUUGCAACCAGCAGGCCAAUGAAGGCAUCCCUGAAUUCCUUCAUGAGUCAUCAGACUGCCAAUACUUGUUCACCUGGUACACCUCAGCAGUCUGCCCACUAGCGAAUCCUGAGGAUACAAACAGCAAAGACUAUGCAGAAGAUCAUUUCCAUAAAGGCCUUUCAGGAAGAAGCCAAGCAGUUGGUGCAGUGCUGAGUUUGCUUCUUGUGAUUCUUACAGCCUGUUUAGUGGUCCUUUUGCUUUACAAAAAAGAGAGGAGGGAAACAGUAAAGCAAAAGCUUGUCAGCUGCUGUUGGAGGACAUCAAAUGUUUCCUAUAAGUAUUCAAAGAUAAAUACUGAAGAAGUAAAUGAGAGUGAAAUUGAGUGGCUCAUGGAGGAAAUUGCUUCACCGAAUCAGAAGUUGGAAAAUGAAGGGAAAGAAAAUGGCCAUGUUCCCAGUAAAGCCGUUAAAACUGAUACCCUCCCGUCCCUUCAUGUGGAUGACAUGGACAGUGAGGAUGAAGUCCUGACAAUACCAGAAGUGAAGAUUCAUUCAGCCAAGGCCUUCCAGUCCAAAGGCUCCCACAGGAGCACACAUCAUCAGAGGGCAGGUGAUCAUGCUGUCGUGCUUAAUGGAGGCAAGAAAAGCAAAGGCAGCUCUACUUUUGGCCAACAAAAGCUGCAGAAUUCGACAAAUACAGCAUCGUUCCAUGAUGACAGUGAUGAGGACUUGUUGAACAUUUAACUCUUUACUGUGCCUGAUCUAAAUUCCAUGUAUAUAUUGAAAUGGGACAGCAAAACACUUCCAACCAAAUAUGAAGACUUUAGCUGCCGGUUACUUUUUUUUCUGGCUUUUUGUAAGGGAAUGUUUCGAGGUGGGGGUGGGGGGAGAUAAAUGGUCAAUCCUAGUUGUUUACAAUGAUCUGUUUAGUGAUUGCUGGAUUUCUAGCAUCCAGUAAACUAAAUUUUGGUAAGUCUCCUAAGCCAGGAUUUGCACUCCUCCCCUCCCCUUCCUUAAAUUGUGAACGCUACACAAUGUUUUUGAAGGGUAGAAUUAAAUUUGAAUGAACUCUCACUUCUAGAUUCAAGAUGAGACUUGAAUUUUAACGCUCUCCUUUAUUUAAUUUAUUGCUCUCACUACUCAGGUUCAUGGGAAUAAUAAGAAGCAUGUUCUUCCUGCAGGCAGGGUAUUUGUUCUAGAGGCUUCCCUACCACAUGAAGUAGAGACGAGGGGUUUUCUCUGUGUCAGCCGGGUUGGUUUGAUGUACAUUUUGGAACUGGUCUGAUAAACUUGCCUGUAAAUUUGAUUUCUGUAUCCUAACUUAAAAUGGCUUGUUAUGAUUUGAAAACUGUUUUUACUGAAAGGUACAUAUCUCUAGAGCUUUAGCCUAGAACAGUGGCUGUUCUUUGCAUGGUGAAUCUCUCUUUGGUACUGAUCACAUGAAUCCUUUCAUCAGUAUUUUUUAAAAAGCUAUUAAAACGUCCAUGGAUCUCCUUCAGCUGUAGUUGGGCAAAAAUAUGGUCUCUUUUCAGAUGAGCUUGAGUCUUCCAUGUGAUUCUUAAAAGGGCAGAAAUUCACUGGUGCAGCUCUUUCCAUCAGAGUGUUAGAAGGCUGCAAAGGGAGAUUGGAGGGCAGUUCCUUUUGGAGUGUUUGUGCAGCUUAAGUGGCCACAGAGGGAAGCACUCCCAUCAUCUUCUGGGAAGUAGCCCUUCUAGAUAAAGCUGGAAGUCCCACCAUAUGGAUUCAUUUGUUCCAGACCAAGCUAUAGAAUGAAUCACUAUAACAUCAGCUUCACUGCCCUGGGAGAUUAUGGUCUGGUUAAAGCCAUGGGCCACAGAAGCCUUAAUUGCACGGAAACACAUGCCUCUUUUUAGUACUAGGUUGUUUGAAUCAUGGUAGGCAAAACAAAAACAAAAAAACCCAUCCAAACCCUUUGGGUAAUAUCUCUGAACGUUCCAGAAACUGUUACAUGUUGGAACCAUGGUAAUUAAACAGUUUAGAAAAGCUGAAUUAAGAUUUUGCUAUUCCUGCACCAGUUGGCACCUGCUCAAGUGUUUCUGAAAAGUAUCAAGGGCAAUGAGAGAGGUUCUUUAGACUAUGUACCAGUACUUGUACUGGCCAGAAGCUUUUCCUCAUUUGUACCUUUCCUAUUUACAUUGGUUUCCAUUGGGGAAUCGGAUUUAAUGUAAUGAAGUGUUCAAACAAUUUCAAUAAAUGAUACAUUAAGUUA